Molecule: messenger RNA, 759 nt
Organism: Aspergillus bombycis
Lineage: Eukaryota; Fungi; Ascomycota; Eurotiomycetes; Eurotiales; Aspergillaceae
Product: type 1 glutamine amidotransferase
Exons: 2
Coding region: 1-759 (252 amino acids)
Cellular component (GO): cytosol; nucleus
Source: RefSeq, a predicted model, not a curated record
AUGCAUAUUGCCAUCUUCAACUGUCUCAAGCCCAUCCAGGGCCGGACCUGCCCUGAGAUGUUCAAAAACCUCAUCCAACGCGGGCUAGGCUAUAAUACAGAGCACCCGGACACCUCGAACAUCGCCAUAACGUAUGAAAUCUAUAACUGUGCCGCCGAUGAGUUUCCAACAUCUUUCGCUGACAUAAACGCAAUAAUUAUCACCGGAUCAUCCAAGUCAACAUACGAUCCAUAUCCCUGGAUAAAACGGAUGCAGGAUGUUCUGCGAGAUGUGUAUAACAACCACCCACAUGUUAAACUGUUCGGCUCAUGCUUCGGACACCAGGUGAUUGCAUCAGCACUGCUGGAAGAUUGUGGCGUACGGAUCGAGAAGAACCCAAAGGGUUGGGAGAUAGGUGUCCACGGUGUGCACUUUGAACCCGAGUUUUUAAGGUACUUUCAACAAUUCACGAAUGAGGACAUUACUAUCCAACGGAAACUUCAAUUCAUACACCAGGAUAAAGUCGCUGUGUCGGAUGAGUCUCUUCCCCCGGGUUGGAUCGUAAUGGGAAGGAACGAUAUCUGUGAUGUGCAAGGUCUCUUUCAGCCAAAUAGAGUGCUCACGUAUCAGGGCCAUGCUGAGUUUGAUAGAACUACGACGAAGGCAGUUCUUGAAAAGGUCAAUAAUCCUGCGUGGUCAAAAGAGGAUCGAGAGGCUGCUGAUCAGAUGGAUGACGCGGAUUAUUAUGCUGGAAUCUUGGUGCAUUUUCUCCUAGGCUAG